AGAAGGAGAGAAGGAGAGAGAGAGAGCGCGGGAGGGGGAGAGGGAGGCCCCGCGGCCCCGGGGGUCAGAAGGACCAUGACUACGCAGGUGACUUUAGAAGAUGCCCUCUCCAAUGUGGAGUUGUUGGAAGACCUCCCAUUGCCUGAUCAACAACCUUGCAUUGAACCUCCUCCUUCAUCAUUAUUAUACCAGCCAAACUUCAAUACUAACUUUGAAGACCGAAAUGCCUUUGUUACGGGCAUUGCAAGGUAUAUUGAACAAGCAACAGUUCAUUCUAGCAUGAAUGAAAUGCUAGAGGAGGGUCAAGAGUAUGCUGUAAUGCUGUACACUUGGAGAAGCUGUUCACGAGCUAUUCCUCAGGUGAAAUGCAAUGAACAACCCAACAGAGUGGAAAUUUACGAGAAGACUGUUGAAGUCCUUGAGCCCGAGGUCACAAAACUCAUGAACUUUAUGUAUUUCCAGCGCAAUGCCAUUGAGCGGUUUUGUAACGAGGUUAAGAGGCUUUGUCAUGCAGAGAGGAGGAAAGACUUUGUUUCUGAAGCUUAUCUUCUCACACUGGGCAAGUUCAUCAAUAUGUUUGCUGUGCUGGAUGAGUUGAAGAACAUGAAAUGCAGUGUGAAAAAUGACCACUCUGCAUACAAAAGAGCGGCUCAGUUUCUGAGAAAGAUGUCUGACCCACAGUCCAUACAGGAGUCUCAAAAUCUCUCCAUGUUUCUGGCUAAUCACAACAAAAUCACUCAGACACUGCAGCAACAACUCGAAGUUAUUCCGGGUUAUGAGGAGCUACUUGCUGAUAUUGUGAAUAUAAGUGUGGAUUACUAUGAGAACCGAAUGUACCUUACUCCUGGGGAGAAACACAUGUUGCUCAAGGUGAUGGGGUUUGGACUGUACCUCAUGGAUGGAACUGUCAGCAACAUAUACAAACUGGAUGCCAAGAAGCGAAUUAACUUGAGCAGGAUUGACAAAUUUUUCAAGCAAUUGCAGGUAGUGCCCUUGUUUGGUGAUAUGCAGAUUGAAUUGGCCAGAUACAUUAAAACGAGUGCUCAUUAUGAAGAAAACAAAUCAAGGUGGACAUGCACCUCGUCCGGCAGCAGCCCCCAGUACAAUAUCGUUGAGCAGAUGAUUCAGAUCAGAGAGGACCACAUGCGUUUCAUCUCGGAGCUGGCCCGCUACAGCAACAGUGAGGUGGUAACAGGAUCUGGCCGACAAGAAGCUCAAAAAACUGAUUCAGAAUACCACAAGCUCUCUGAACUGGCGUUACAGGGACUUCAGCUCUUGUCCCAGUGGAGUGCACAUGUUAUGGAAGUGUACUCGUGGAAGUUGGUGCACCCCACAGACAAGUACUCAAACAAAGACUGUCCGGAUAAUGCCGAAGAGUAUGAGAGAGCCACGCGAUACAACUAUACCAGCGAGGAGAAGUUUGCACUUGUUGAGGUGAUUGCCAUGAUAAAAGGUCUACAGGUGCUGAUGGGUAGAAUGGAGACGGUUUUCAACUAUGCUAUUCGACACACGAUUUACGCUGCACUCCAGGACUUUGCCCAGAUUACACUCCGUGAGCCUCUGCGUCAAGCCAUCAAAAAGAAGAAAAAUGUGAUUCAGAGUGUACUCCAAGCCAUCAGGAAGACUGUCUGUGAUUGGGAAGUUGGUCAGGAACCAGUGAACGACCCAGCACUCCGUGGGGAGAAAGAUCCGAGAGGUGGCUUCGAUAUUAAAGUUCCUCGUCGGGCAGUUGGGCCAUCCAGUACUCAGCUCUACAUGGUAAGAACUAUGCUAGAGUCGCUCAUUGCUGACAAAAGUGGUGCAAAGAAAACCUUGAGAAGUAGUCUUGAGGGCCCCACCAUUUUGGCGAUAGAAGAGUUUCACCGGCACUCAUUCUUCUACACUCACUUGCUCAAUUUCAGUGAAACCCUUCAGCAGUGCUGUGACCUCUCCCAGCUUUGGUUCAGAGAGUUCUUCCUGGAGUUGACAAUGGGCAGAAGAAUUCAGUUUCCUAUUGAUAUGUCUAUGCCCUGGAUUUUAACUGACCAUAUUUUGGAGACCAAAGAAGCAUCUAUGAUGGAGUAUGUAUUGUAUUCCCUGGACCUUUACAAUGACAGCGCACAUUAUGCACUGACUAAAUUCAAAAAGCAGUUUCUUUACGACGAAAUUGAAGCCGAGGUGAAUCUGUGCUUUGACCAGUUUGUGUACAAGUUGGCUGACCAAAUAUUUGCAUACUACAAGAUUAUGGCAGGAAGUCUUCUUUUAGACAAGCGGCUGCGAGCAGAGUGCAAGAACCAAGGAGCCAAUUUACCAACGCCUCCCUCUAAUAGAUAUGACACUUUAUUGAAGCAAAGACAUGUGCAGCUUCUUGGUAGAUCAAUAGACCUGAACCGGCUGAUCACACAGAGAAUUUCAGCAGCUGUGUACAAAUCGUUGGAAUUGGCAAUUGCCCGAUUUGAGAGUGAGGACCUGACCUCCAUUGUGGAGCUUGAUGGUCUGCUUGAAGUCAAUUGCAUGAGUCACAAACUGCUCAGCAAAUACCUGACCUUGGACAGUUUUAAUGCUAUGUUCAGAGAGGCCAACCACAACGUCUCUGCACCAUAUGGAAGAAUAACUCUACACGUCUUCUGGGAACUGAAUUACGAUUUCCUUCCAAACUACUGCUACAAUGGCUCUACACAGAGGUUUGUGCGCACCGUACUGCCAUUCUCUCAGGAGUUUCAAAGAGACAAGCAACCAAAUGCACAGCCACAAUACCUAUAUGGGACCAAGAUUCUGAAUUUGGCAUACAGCAGCAUCUAUAACAACUACAAGAACUUUGUGGGUCCCCCUCAUUUUAGAGCAAUUUGUAAGCUCCUGGGCUACCAAGGGAUUGCUGUGGUAAUGGAAGAGUUGCUAAAAGUCGUCAAGAGCCUUUUACAAGGCACCAUUUUGCAGUAUGUGAACACUUUAAUGGAAGUAAUGCCUAAAAUUUGCCGUUUGCCAAGGCAUGAAUAUGGUUCACCAGGGAUCCUGGAGUUCUUCCACCACCAGCUGAAAGACAUUGUGGAAUAUGCCGAGCUAAAGACAGUGUGUUUCCAGAAUUUACGAGAAGUGGGGAAUGCAGUUCUCUUCUGCCUUCUUAUUGAGCAAAGCCUGUCUCUUGAAGAAGUGUGUGACCUGUUGCAUGCAGCACCGUUCCAGAACAUUCUGCCCAGAGUUCAUGUGAAAGAGGGCGAGCGACUGGACACAAAGAUGAAAAGACUGGAGUCUAAAUAUGCUGCACUUCACCUUGUUCCACUGAUCGAGCGCCUUGGAACACCCCAGCAAGUUGCAAUCGCGAGGGAAGGCGACCUCCUGACAAAGGAACGUCUGUGCUGUGGUCUGUCCAUGUUCGAGGUGAUCCUGACCAGGAUCCGCUGUUUCCUGGAUGAUGUGAUCUGGCGUGGCCCUCUGCCCAGCAACGGGGUGAUGCACGUGGACGAGUGUGUGGAAUUCCACCGGCUCUGGAGCGCCAUGCAGUUUGUCUACUGUAUCCCAGUGGGAGCACACGAGUUCACUGUAGAGCAGUGCUUUGGCGAUGGUCUGCACUGGGCUGGCUGUAUGAUAAUCACUCUCCUGGGACAGCAGAGAAGAUUUGACGUCCUUGACUUCUGUUACCAUCUGCUCAAAGUACAGAAGCACGACCAGAAAGAUGAAGUCCUCAAAAACGUGCCUCUGAAGAAAAUGGUGGAAAGAAUUCGUAAGUUCCAGAUUCUCAACGAUGAGAUCUUCACCAUUUUGUGCAAGUACCUAAAAGCGGGCGACGGUGAGAAUGUCCCCGUGGAACACGUGCGUUGCUUCCAGCCGCCCAUCCACCAGUCUCUGGCCAGCUCCUGAGAACCCCGCGGCAAUCCUUCCUGGGAUAUCCGUCAGCCUAACAGUCAAGCUGAGAGCAUCUGCGUUCUAAAAUGAUACUGUGUUUUAAUGGUGGGCAAGUGGCAGAGGUUAGAGUUAGCUGCUGGGUGAUGUGGACACGGUUUGCUGUGGUGAGGGCUUUUCCCUGAUUUUUAUUCUUCCAACAAACACGAUCAGCAAUAAGUAAUUGGAAAAGGGUCAAAGAUAUUUUCUAGAGAUUAUUUUAGUUACAAAGAUUGCUUAAAGGAAUUUGUAAUUGGAAAUGUAACCUCUGCUUUGUAAUGAUGUUCGGUUAUAAAAUGAUUAACAGAAUUUUUCCAAAUAUAUAUUUUACUACACUAAUCGACACUCAAUAAUGCAGGAUACUGGCACUGUACUAAACAUUGUCUGUUUUCUAUACUGUACCAAUAAUUUGUUUUGCUUCUAACUUUUUAUUCUGAGUAUAUUCCCUGGAUAAUCAACCAAUUUACCAUUUAGUUGGCAAUAAAUUUUAAAGCGAGUCCUGCCACUUUUUUGGUUUGAAAUGUUGAUCAGCAUUCCUUCACCUGUUUACAUCGCACGUGGGAAUAAAACCGCUGAGACACUGAAA
This is a messenger RNA of Callorhinchus milii (elephant shark), 4444 nucleotides long. It is a transcript of the gene cyfip1, whose product is annotated as cytoplasmic FMR1 interacting protein 1. Gene Ontology annotation, cellular component: SCAR complex; synapse; neuron projection. Lineage: Eukaryota; Metazoa; Chordata; Chondrichthyes; Chimaeriformes; Callorhinchidae. Gene Ontology annotation, biological process: regulation of actin filament polymerization; cell morphogenesis; regulation of translation. The coding region runs from base 76 to 3837 and encodes 1253 amino acids. The record is from RefSeq and is a predicted model, not a curated record. Gene Ontology annotation, molecular function: RNA 7-methylguanosine cap binding; small GTPase binding. The transcript has 31 exons.